UUAUCUGUGGACGCCAUUUUUUCGUUGUCGUUUUCGGCUUCGGCUCGCUAAUUUUUAAUUCGCCUACAUAAUAUCGAUAGACUUAGGUUCUAGAUUGUAGAAUUUAGAAAGAUUUAUGUUAAAUAGAUUUCUUCCAAUUUUUUACGAGUGGUGCAAUUAGUUUGCUGCACGGAAAUGAAUACUUGUUCUAUACCUGCUCCUCAACAAGACACCGACGGCGAUGGAAGGUGGAAUAGCAUCCAUAACCGAUUCUUGUCUGAUGCAAAGGGCAAAGAUGGCGAUGUUAUUUUCAUAGGAGACUCCAUAUUACAAGCAUUGGAACAUACUGAAGUAUGGAAUCAAUGGUUUGCUCCUCUUCACUGCCUUAAUUUUAGCAUCCACAAUGAUCAGACUCAGAAUGUAUUGUGGCGUAUAAAAAAUGGAGAACUGGACCAUGUGGACCCUAAGGUGAUUGUAGUGCAUGUGGGCACUAACAAUGUAGAUAAUACACCUGAAGAAGUGUGUGAAGGCAUCUUUGAAAUCAUCAGAUCAAUUAAGGAAAAACACCCAAGUGCUUAUAUAGUUUUACCUAGCUUACUACCACGGGGGCAGCAUCCCAACAAGUUGAGAGAAAGGAAUGCAAAGAUCAAUGCACUUUUACGGGAAAAAGUCACUAACAUGAAUAGAGUAGAAAUGGUAGCUAUAGAUAAAGGAUUAAUUCAAAAUGAUGGCACCAUAAGCCACCAUGACAUGCACGACUAUCUCAUCCCUACCAAUGCUGCUUGCCGCAAGGCUUUUGAGCCCAUACAUGACUUGCUUCAACAAAUAUUGUUUGAAGGAGAGCCUGAAAAGGACUUGACACCCUCUGAGUAACUAACGUGUCAUUUUAACAUGUAUGUAUAAAUAUUGGUAGCUUUGCAGUGGAUGAGUUCACUGUGAUUAAGCGGUAGUACUUACGAGUUAGCUUUUUGUUUAUACUAGUGUCUAGGGACAAAAUUAUUAGCUUUUAUAACUUUUUACAUUCCAGUUAGAUAAGCUUUAUAAUUUCCUAAUUGGCUGUGUUUGUAUAGCAACUAUUUUUUAUUUAAAAUACUAAAGUUAAUGUCAUGACAUUCCAUGAUUUUUAAUAAACGAAUAAAUUUUCUAUUAAUUAUAAGUACAAUGGUGGAUGUUAAUAAGAAACACCUGUAUGAAUAUACUUUUGUGAUAAUAUUCAUUGAAAUAAUUACUGUAAAAUUACACAUAAAUGCUGCAAUUUGUUAAGCAAAUUAAUCUCUAUAUGAAGCUGUUCCUUACAUGAAUAUAUCCACCACUGGCCAUUGUAAGCUUACCUUUGAUAGACUAUGAAGCUUAGGUUGUCAUGUACAAGGUUGUCAUGCGUAUUUAGGCUAAUAAGUGGCUUGUAAGUACUUUACAGGGUUUAGUACUUAUAUUUGUUUGCUAAUAUUUGCCUUAGCAGAUUUAUUCAUUUAAUGAAAUCACCAUGUUAAUUAUAUUGUUGGCAGCAGAUUAUGUUAUUGUUUGAGUAGGAUAAUAAUUUAUCCUAGGUCUUAAACUUGAGAAAUUGUAGAUGUUUUGGCAAUAGAUAGUGUGAUUCCUUGAUUAGGUCAUGUUAUGUUUAUAAUUAUCUCCAUGGAAUUGAUUACGCCAAAGACUAACGACCCUUUCUCUACCAAAGUUAUAUUACCAUCACUCAUAAAAACAGAUAUAUCAAAUAAACAAAGUGUUGACUGAUAUUAUAUACUAAAUUUGAAACAUAAUAUCUCCAACAUACCUGUAAGUAUUUUUUACAUCAGUUGUAAGUUUCAUAUAGAUGCAUGUUGAAAUAGAUAAUAAGUCAACAUAUACGUAUGAAUUACCUAUGCAAUAUUUUUAUUGAUGAAUUUGAAGUUGUGAAUAACACCUUUAAUUAUAGUAGGUAACUUAUCGCUAGUGUUAUUUGAUUUGUAGCUACAUAUUUUAUAAGGUACUUUUAGGUACUCGGGUUGCCAAACAUGUUGCUUGAAUCUCUGAAUUGUUGUAUUUAUUUGCAUGAUGAAAGAAGCUUAAGCGCAAUUAUUUCUAUAAAAUUUUCCUAUGAAAAUGUC
Cydia strobilella is the source of this 2066-nucleotide messenger RNA. RefSeq names its product platelet-activating factor acetylhydrolase IB subunit beta homolog (gene Paf-AHalpha). The coding region runs from base 175 to 852 and encodes 225 amino acids. The record is from RefSeq and is a predicted model, not a curated record. Gene Ontology annotation, molecular function: phosphatidylcholine lysophospholipase A1 activity. The transcript has 4 exons. Lineage: Eukaryota; Metazoa; Arthropoda; Insecta; Lepidoptera; Tortricidae.